AUGUCUCUGUCUCUCUCUCUCUCUCAUUCUGUGGUCAUCAUCACCUUUCCUCUCGUCUUUUCUGGUUCUCCCUCUUUCUCACUCUUUCCUUCUGUGUCCGCAGUCACUCUCUACUAUGACCCACUUUCUCAUAUUCACUUACAUAUUCCUUCUCUCUCUUCCUCCUUAGUCGCUUCCCCUCUCUUUAUUCACCCUCUCCAAUUAUUAUCGUUAUUUGAGAUUAAUUUUGUGAAGGUCUCUAUUUUCUGUCCUCCCCUCUCUCUUUUCUCCCUUAUAUAUAUAGUCUCUCUUCUCUCUCUCUAUUUUCUCUCUCCUCCCUCUCUCUCUCUCUAUUUUUCGCUCCUCUCUCUCUAUUUUCGCUCCUUUCUCUCUAUUUUCGCUCCUCUCUAUUUUCGCUCCUCUCUAUUUUCUCUCUCCCUCUCUAUUUUCUCUCUCCCUCUCUAUUUUCUCUCUCCCUCUCUAUUUUCUCUCUCCCUCUCUCUCUCUAUUUUCUCUUCGCCUCUUUUUCUCUCUCCCUCUCUCUUCGCCUCUUUUUCUCUCUCCCCUCUCUCUUUUCUCUCUCCCUCUCUCUUCCCUCUUUUCUCUCUCUUCCCCUUUUUCUCUCUCUUCGCCUCUUUUCUCUCUCCUCUCUCUUCGCCUCUUUUUCUCUCUCCCUCUCUCUUCCCCUCUUUUUUCUCUCCUCCUCUCUUCUCCUCUUUUCUCUCUCCCUCUCUCUUCGCCUCUUUUUCUCUCUCCCUCUCUCUUCGCCUCUUUUUCUCUCUCCCUCUCUCUUCGCCUCUUUUUCUCUCCCUCUCUCUUCGCCUCUUUUUUCUCUCCCUCUCUCUUCCCUCUUUUCUCUCCUCUCUCUCUUCCCCUCUUUUUCUCUCUCCUCUCUCUCCCCUCUUUUCUCUCUCCCUCUCUCUUCCCCUCUUUUUCUCUCUCUCUCCUUCCCCCUCUUUUCUCUUCUCCCCCUUUUUUUCUCUCCCUCUCUCUUCCCUCUUUUCUCUCUCCUCUCUCUUCGCCUCUUUCUCUCUCCCUCUCUCUUCGCCUCUUUUCUCUCUCCCUCUCUCUUCCCCUCUUUUCUCUCUCCUCUCUCUUCCCCUUUUUUCUCUCCCUCUCUCUUCCCUCUUUUCUCUCUCCCUCUCUCUUCGCCUCUUUUUCUCUCCCUCUCUCCCUCUUUCUCUCUCCUCUCUCUUCGCCUCUUUUUCUCUCUCCCUCUCUCUUCGCCUCUUUUUCUCUCUCCCUCUCUCUUCGCCUCUUUUUCUCUCUCCCUCUCUCUUCGCCUCUUUUUCUCUCUCCCUCUCUCUUCGCCUCUUUUUCUCUCUCCCUCUCUCUUCGCCUCUUUUUCUCUCUCUAUAG
Acanthosepion pharaonis is the source of this 1338-nucleotide messenger RNA. NCBI's taxonomy places the organism in Eukaryota, Metazoa, Mollusca, Cephalopoda, Sepiida, Sepiidae. The record is from the annotation of a GenBank genome assembly.